This is a messenger RNA of Doryrhamphus excisus (bluestripe pipefish), 3190 nucleotides long. RefSeq names its product transmembrane channel-like 6b (gene tmc6b). NCBI's taxonomy places the organism in Eukaryota, Metazoa, Chordata, Actinopteri, Syngnathiformes, Syngnathidae. Gene Ontology annotation, molecular function: mechanosensitive monoatomic ion channel activity. Gene Ontology annotation, cellular component: plasma membrane. The record is from RefSeq and is a predicted model, not a curated record.
UUGGAAUCCCUUUAACUAGAUGCUCCGCAUUAUUCUUCCAUUAUCCGUCAUUCAUGCUACCACACUUAACAUCCGUCAUCACACCGAACGUUCCAAACUUUUGCUCACCUCAUUCAAGCCCCACUGCAUAUAACAAAUACGGUAACUAACGAAGCUCACGACAGCUGACAGCAACAACAAAGCUGCAAGUGAAGCCAACAUGGGUAGAGCAGUCUGUGUCAUGGUGGGAGUGGAGUCUAUUUCUACGAGCUGGUGAGGGUGUCAACAACCCGCAGAUGCACAGGAAAAGAAUGGCUCGGAAUGUUAACUUUGACCUGGGCCACCCGCUCAUGGAGGCUGGACUGGAGAGCCUGGCUGAUGAGGAAGGCGUUCAUGACUCAUUCAACCAGCUGAUCGCAGAGCAGACUUACAACGGAGGCCUGGGAGAUGCCUUUGAGCUGCAGCAGCUACAGAAAGAACUAGAUGAGGAAAGUCAAGAUAAUGUGGCCCACCUGUCUAGCCCUGGACCUGAGUUCAGGGAGAGGAGGAAGCAGAGACGGGCACUUGGAUGGGAGGAUGAUGAAAGAGUGGUUGACCCCUCCACUGGCGAACGAUGGUCUUCAGCCACCUUGAAGAUCCUGUCUUCUAUGCCCAGUCGUACCAUUGGCCGCAGCAGGGGAGCCAUCAUCUCGCAGUACUACAACAGGACCAUGCAACUUCGGAGGCACAGGCAGAGCAGACCCUCCAUCCAAGACUUCUCACGCUCGGCCAGACCCAGCAUACGAGGUUAUGGCUUGGAGACGGACAAUACAGACGUAGAGGCAAAUAAACGGGAACGUCUGGUGAAUAAUUUGCAAAACCUGUCGGUCAGCGACAGAGUCAGGAUGCUCCAAGCGAUGCCGCUCAGCGUGGCAGAAAAGAGUGAACUCCGGAGGUUAGCUUUGCAGAAGGAGAGACGGACACUGUCUGGAAGUCAGAUCCCCUGCUGCAGUCGACUCAAAUAUUACAUCAUCAUCGCGGUGAGACAGAGUUGGUACAGCUCGCUGUCCUUCCUGCACUCCCUCCAGCUGUGGCAAGAGGCACUCAAGCGGGUCAGUGGCCGCUUCGGCAGCGGAGUCCUCUCAUACUUCCUGUUCCUCAAGACCCUGCUCUUCUUCAACCUCUUCCUCUUUGUGGUGACCUGUGCGCUCUUGGUGCUGCCUCAAGCGGUGUACCCCCCGCCGCAGUCUGGUGGCGGACGCAACUUCACUGGACUGGAGAUCCUCACUGGAGCCGGCUAUUUCUCAGACACAGUGAUGUACUAUGGAUACUACUGUAACUACACGCUGCAGAUGAGCUGCAGGAGUGAAAGUGAGAGCGGGGGGGAGCAUAUGUCUGCAUCCAACACAACCAGCCUGGACUGCACGUUGAAACAUCUGCCUUACAAGAUGCCGCUUGCCUAUUUCUUCACUAUCUGCGCCGCCUUCUUUAUCACUUGCAUCAUCCUUGUGUACAGCAUGUCAAAGUCAUUUGGUCGCAGCUUCCGAAUUGACAAAUCUCACAACAACCUGGCCUUGAAAGCCUUCUGCUGCUGGGACUUCAAUGUUAUCAAGAAAACUUCAGUCAAACUCAUGUCUGAGAAUAUCUGCACCCAGCUCAAGGAGCUGAUAGCAGAGGUCAAUCAUAAGCAUUCCAAAAACACCGUGUGGCAGAAGCUGUGGAGACUGGCGGUCCACAGUCUGGCCUGGGCCAUCUGCAUAGCAAGCACCACCGCCUGUGUGCUGAGCAUUUACUACUUCUCUGACUACAUGCACCAGAACCUCCAGCAAAGUUCUCGCAGUGUGAGCACGAACCCGUUGUUGAGCGAGGCGAGCCUGCUGGCGCUCCCAGUGCUUGUGUCCCUCAUCAACUUGCUGCUGCCUGCCAUGUUCAACCUGGCCGCCUGGAUGGAAGACUACCAGUCACCCUCUGUGCGCACAUAUGUUGCCAUCAACAGAAACUUGAUGUUGAAAGUGAGCGUGCUGGGAGUGCUCUGCUACCACUGGCUCGGUCGGGUGGCUGCUGAUCCAAACAGUAUUGGCCUCCAGUGCUGGGAGAGUUUUGUUGGCCAGGAACUGUAUCGCUUCCUGUUAAUGGAUUUCAUCUUUACACUACUAGACACCUUGUUUGGAGAGUUUCUUUGGAGGUUGUUUUCUGAGAAGGUGCUGAAGAGGAGGAGGAAACCAGUGUUUGAUAUUGCUCGGAAUGUGCUCGAUCUCAUCUACGGGCAAACCCUGGCCUGGCUGGGCCUUCUCUUUACUCCUCUGCUGCCUGCAGUGCAGCUCCUCAAACUCCUGCUGCUGUUUUACAUCAAGAAGAAGAGUGUCAUGAUGAAUUGUCAGGCCCCCAGGCGGCCGUACAGAGUCAGCCAGAUGACCACCACCUUCAUCACGCUCCUCUGCUUCCCCUCCUUCCUUGGGGCCUCAGUGUGUGUCACAUACACCAUGUGGAGUAUCACGCCCUCCUCGUCAUGCGGCCCCUUUCGGACACUCAAAACAAUGUUUCAGGCGGGGAAACGCUGGGUGGAGGAUCUGGAACAUCACAAUCCCAAUUUAUCUCUGCUGGCCAAGGCCCACUCCUACCUGGUGGAGCACCCGGUGUUCCUGUUUGUGGGAGCAGGCAUCUUCUUGAUCGUCAUCUAUUUCCACAGCCAGGUGGUGGAUGGGCAGAGGAAGAUCAUCAGCUUACUGCAAGAGCAAAUAGAAAAUGAGGGAGAAGACAAGAAGUUCAUCAUCACCCGUCUGCAGUGCAUCCACGAGCAGAGACGAACCCCCUCCAGAAGACUUGCAAGCCAGGACUCCACCCGCUGAGACUCUUCGGCAUGCAAACAUGGAGGGCAUUUAACUGGAAACGUGGCCUGACAAGAUGAGCUGAUAUGUCAUACUUGUAUUGAAUUCAACUGUGUUAUACUAAGGAAAGGCGGGUGAUUCCAUCACUCCACCUGGCAGGUUAGGAUGAGAUACCCGAGGACAUCUUUCAACUGAUUGAAUCAGUUAGAGAAAUAGAUAUGUAGAUGCACUUUUCCACUAACUGUGAACUUUCAAAAAAUCUAAGCUCUGCCUAUAUUGUGUAUGGUGUUUUUUUUAAUUUUUUCAUGUUUAGAAAUACUGUUUUACGUGUGUAUGCAGGUAACAGGAUGCUGGAAAUUGUCUUGCUAUUGUGUGUUUUUAGCAUUGUAACUGUUUUUUCAUUA